This is a messenger RNA of Dufourea novaeangliae, 3479 nucleotides long. RefSeq lists its product as uncharacterized. The coding region runs from base 12 to 3479 and encodes 1155 amino acids. The transcript is spliced from 17 exons. Gene Ontology annotation, cellular component: cell periphery. The record is from RefSeq and is a predicted model, not a curated record. NCBI's taxonomy places the organism in Eukaryota, Metazoa, Arthropoda, Insecta, Hymenoptera, Halictidae.
AUCACCUGGAUAUGAAUUUGAAAUCUAAAUGGCUCUUCCUUGGAACACUAAUUACCAUCCUCCUUGAAUAUGGUUCCCCAAAGUCAACGGUGGACGAGGGAGAAGAGUUUGGCGCGUUAAAAAUUCAUUCACCUUCCUCUCAUGUCGCUCUUUCGGGAGACUUUACGGUGUUUAUUGUGAAGUCGGAUCAGGUAUUAAAGGGGACAUCGUACACGAAUGAAUUGAAACGGGUAGACGGUGAAAAUAGUGGACAAUUAGAAAAUUUGUCUAACAAAGCUCCUCUAUUGCGAAUAUUGUACCUCCUUGAUGACAUAUCAGAAUUAAUCGGAGAAAUUCAGUUAGAAAAGCUGCCUUCAAAAAACGAGACGAUCUCAAUUGUGAUCCCUUGUGGAUACUUCACCCGUGGUGGUAUCUACGCUCUGCGAUUAGAAUACAAGUACAAAAAUUUGACAGUGCCUGUUGCCUCCAUUUAUCAGACAAGUAAAAUCGUAGAUGUAAAGUGGCCAACGCCGAAGAUUUUUUUACAGUCACAGGUGAUCGCCACUUAUCCAAAUAAUCGUGUUACAACCACUAUAAGAUACGACGAGACGAGUUGUAAUCCGUCAGAAAAUGUUCCUGUAGCUGUCUACAUAUUACAAUUAAUAUAUUGCGGAUCUAGCCUGACUGCCUGCUAUUUACAGAAUAAUACUCAUACACAAAUUCUGUACUACGAAGAAGUAAGAGGUUUCGUUCCACCAAAAACUAUUUUUUUUCGAUGUGAAUUUUUCGGACUGCCCGGAAAUUACGCGGUCCAGUUGAAAGCUUCGAAUGCAAAUCCUACGGCACCAAACACAAGCGUGUAUUUCAAGGUCAAUUGGUCGGAAGAAUUUAAACUGACGGUCCACGCAAGAUCGAUAUAUCCUUGCGAGGGGCCGGGUGGCGUAGCCGUCCUCUUCGAGUAUCCGUCUUGUCGACUGGAAGGUGAUCGUGUUCGCGUUUACGGUCGGCUGAAGGCUGAUGUCACUUCCGUUGCCUCACCUUCCAGUCUUCACUAUAUCACAGAAUCGAGAUCGAUUCCCGGCAAACACUCGUUAACUUUCGACUGUGAUCUCUUCACGGAGAAAUAUGUCGAAUAUUGUUUUAUCUACGUCAGCCAGGCUAUCACCGGUGCUAUGAUGGAUGUCAAGAUAUCUUGUAUACCUACGUUUCCUUUUCAAGAAGGGGAUGCUGCUGGAUGGGGACCGUGGAGUCCAUGGAGUCCAUGCAGCAGUUCAUGUUUCGGAGGGAUACGAAAUCGUUAUCGCUUCUGCGAUACUCCGCCUCCAAAGUAUGGCGCGAAAUUUUGUCAGGGAAAGGCGGUGGAAACGGAAUUCUGCGGGAGAAUAUUUUCGGUCGAUUCCAAUAAAAAUGAAUGGCAUAAUGGAAUCGAUAGCUCGAACUGUCACGGCGCGGUUUUGGCCGCGACGAAACCAGAAAUCGCGGCUGAAAUUGGAUCGCAGUGUCGAUGCGGUUGUCGCGUUAGAUUAGAGGAACAGCUUUCUAGGAAAAUACUCGGUGCGAAUACACAGUCGUGUCCUGGACGAUCUUUUUGGCUGCUACAGGCGCACGAGAAUUUCGUAAUUGGGUUACAUUUGGAUCAGUUACAAUUUCCCUGCCCGGGACAAUAUUUUCGUGUACGGGAUGGUAAUUCGUUGAACGCGGAUCUAUUGACCGACGUCGCCUCGGAUAAAAUGCAGUUCACCGCGAGAACGUUAAUCAGCUCGGGGGAGAAUUUACUGCUGGAGUUUUUUAGCGACGAGCUCACGGCAUCCGGAGACGCUUGCAUCGGCGGUUUCCUUGCGCAUGCGGCUGUUCUAGACAAAAAGUAUUUAAAAAGGAAUGGAAGUAUAACCGUUGUGCCUUUAGAAGUAGACUCAGCGAAUAUCGAAAAGGAAUGGUUCUUUUGGAAACCGGCACACUUGGUGACCGCUUUGCUUUUAGUACUCAUGUUCGUGGUUUCGAUUUUUCUGACGCUGCAGUUCGUUAUAAAAUACAGAAAGUACCGUAUCGCCGAAGAUAUGGACUCGUUCAGCGAUGUUUCCGAGUUAAUGCCUGGGAGAUCGAAAUUUUUGUCUACAAGCACCAUUAUAUCCGACGUGAUAUCGAUGAUCGAAGCAACCGUGAAAGAUUCACCGAAAGAAGCUUUGUGCGACACGGAGGAACAUUAUAACAGCACCGAAACGUUAACCGGGUACCAAGAUGGUUCGACAAUGAGUUCCAGCACAUUGAAGUUGAACAACACAAUGGAAAGUUCUUCAGAUAAGACAAUAACAUCGAUCAAAUCAAACUGUGAUAAAUUAUUAUCAGCGUCCAGUAUCCUCGUUUUGAAUAAGCCCGAAGUAAAAUAUGCCUACCCUAUAAAAUUGCGAACGAUAGAUCUCGAAAAUUCAGAACCGAACGCAUUGAAGCUGGAAGAUGAAAAACCACAAAACAAUAGAAGUAACUUGAAUAUAAGUCAGAGCAACGAAACUAGUUGUUCCGACGAAAAGCCACAAUCUUCUCCCGAAAGUGUGCUGUCCAGCCCAUCGACACUAGGAAGCGGAAAGGAAACGAAAGAAAGAAGAAAUCGCGAGAAACUUCUGCAAGGUCCUGGAUCGGAGUUCAGUUUGGCGAAUCCUGAUUCGGAAUUGGAAUUAGAUUACUACGAUUAUAAUGUGGCGAACGCCAGCGCUGUUCCUGGAUCCUAUCUGGGGAUGGAUCCCGCCUUCCUAGUAUGGAUCCCGCCAAUCGAUGAAUUUAAACUCGACGGGGAUGAUCUCUUUUUAGGAAGCAAAAGAAAUUCUAUUUUGACCCUUGAAACCGAAGGUGCUGCGCUAACUCCAUCCGAAUACAGAAGGAUGAAGUUGUCUAGCUUUGAAGAUUUUGGAUUUGAAUUUGAACAAGGAACAUACGAAAAGUUACUUCCUGUUCGAAAGAUUCUCGAGGAUUCGAGCAUUAAAGUAAGCAUGGAAUCCGUGUCUGGCGUUCUUGAGCACAAACAAUACUGUGUCAUUCCAAACAGGAGGAUUCGCCUAGACAAAGACGAUGACCAAAGCGAAGAAUCAAUUUCUUCGAAAGGUUUCCCGGCAAGUCCCGUAAGCUUACGCGCUAACGUCGAAUCUUAUAAGAAUAAGUUCGCUACACCGAAGAAGAUCGUGCAGGAGGAUCUUUCAAAGACAAAAUACGCCUCCAAACAGAAAAAAAUGUUGAAAAACGAAGCGGAGGACCCGACGAACACAUCGUGCAAGUAUAAGGAAUUGGUGGACUGCGCGCAACCGUUCGCGAACAAGAAAGACACGGUAAAUAUUCCUAUGACAGAGCUGUCCGGCAGCCCAUUGUCGAACUUCGCGCACGUACGGAAAUUAAAUAACAAAGACGCCGACGUGUCUUUGAGCAUCGAAACGUUUUGCAUAAAUCAGGGAUCGUUUUGCGAUCAAAAUAUCAGAUUUGUCGACGAUGACGACGACGACUACAUUGAUUAA